This is a messenger RNA of Dermacentor albipictus, 1316 nucleotides long. RefSeq names its product monocarboxylate transporter 14-like. NCBI's taxonomy places the organism in Eukaryota, Metazoa, Arthropoda, Arachnida, Ixodida, Ixodidae. Gene Ontology annotation, cellular component: membrane. Gene Ontology annotation, biological process: transmembrane transport. Gene Ontology annotation, molecular function: monocarboxylic acid transmembrane transporter activity. The record is from RefSeq and is a predicted model, not a curated record.
UGUUAGGGAAGCGGUUCGCCAAUGAAGGGCUCAAGUCUAGUCACUCGCGAGCCAAUGAGCAACAGGAGGUUGCACGCAGCACCUCGCGUAGCAGGUGUUGAUAUGCGGGUUCAGCCGAAGCACUCUCGCUCAGAAUACAGUGGCUUUUUGAGCGAGCAGCGGCGGAGAACGGAGGCAGCGCGGUAAGCAGCUGCGGCUGGAUCGCACGCCAGCGUGUGACGUCUUGUCCACCGCCUUCGGCGAGCACGCACCGUGCGCACCAUGAGGCGAGCCUGCAGCUGGAAGCCAGACCCGGAAGGCGACAGUGUUGCCAGACCAGUCACCGUAAACGGUCACACAGCAGCCGAGAAAGUUGGCGGCGUUCCCGCUGGCGACGGCGGCGACACGCUGAAAGACGAGGCAUUUGCCAAAAAUGGAGCGGAGGUUGACAAGAAGAGCAAGAGGAAGAUGGCCGUGCCUGACGGCGGGCUCAGCUGGGCGAUGGCCGUGGUCUGCUUCAUUAUCAACAUGCUCUCCUCGGGCUAUUGCCGUUGUCUGGGCCUCUUCUUCAACGCCAUCAUGUCCACGUUCAGAGUACCCCGAGGAGAGGCCUCGCUCCCCUUGUCGGUCUACGGCGGCUUCUUCAACUUGAGCGGCCUCAUCUCCGGCGCCCUGAUACAGGCUUUAGGGGUGCGCAAGUCAUCGUCCAUCGGAAGUGUCCUGACCAUCGUCGGGCUCUCCAUCUCCAUCUUCGCCAACGGAACAAUCUUCCUCGCCUUUUCGGCGGGCUUCCUGAUGGGUGCCGGCCAGGGUAUAAUUCUCAACAGCAUCAUAGUGUGCGUGAGCCAAUACUUCGAGAAGCGGCGAGGCACCGCUCUUGGCCUCAACAUGGCCGGCGCAACGGUGGCCUCUCUCGUCUUCCCAAAUCUGUACGAGUUCCUGAUCGCCGAGUACGGCCUUCGCGGCACUCUCCUCAUCAUUGGCGGUUCGCUGGGAAACGUGUUGGCCCUUUCCAUGCUCCUCAACCCGCCUCCGUGGGAGAAGGAGGCAGGCGAGCGCGGCCCCGUGGGUCUGGAAACCAACGAAUCUUCUCGUGCACCCUACGACACCCCGGCAAACGGCGAGUGUCGGUCGUGUGCGGUGGUACAGAAGAGGACAAGGACAAACUCUACUUGGAAAUUGAGCCGUCGCGUACGGCGUCUCCGCAAAGCAGGAAAGCCACCUUGGUCAGCAUCUCGAACCGUGGAACCGGCACCUACAGACGGGGAACCAUCAUCAGUGUUAACGACAGGGAGAGCGUCAUCGGGAACCGCAGGGGAACCAUCAUAACUCUCGGU